AUGCGGCUUGGCAACAAGUAUUGGGCAAGAGUCCAUCGUCUGGACGGAGUCUGUAGUAGCAAAGGGCACAAGGUUGCCGUUGUUGACGUCUCAGCUCAUCGGUUGCCAUCGUGCCUCGGGUCUAGACGACCCGAACGACGAGAUCCUCUCCGCCGCGGAGGCUUGGAUUCUUGCAGUCUCGGCGUCUCGGAGCUCGGUAUCGAAGUUUUGCGGUCAUCAGAUGGUGUGUUGGUUGGUUGCUGCCGUCUGGUUCUUAUCUGA
Protopolystoma xenopodis is the source of this 261-nucleotide messenger RNA. The record is from the annotation of a GenBank genome assembly. Lineage: Eukaryota; Metazoa; Platyhelminthes; Monogenea; Polystomatidea; Polystomatidae.